AUGUCUGUAAUCGACAGCCAAGUCCUCGCCCUGGGAGUCCUGUGCCCUGGGGACAGCCGGGUCUCUCGGCACCUGCUGUUUAAUGGUGACUGGAGGACAGUUGGGAACGGAUUAUCAUUGGACUCACAGGCUUUGAUACCUGACCUUCUGCUGGGUGCCGGGGUGAGGGUGUGCUGCCAGUUUCAGUGGAGUCUUGCAGGUCUGAUUUGUCUUCUUUAUUGCAACAUGGACGAAGGCACAUCAGUUAUCCUUGGGGAUGUGCAGCUCUUAUUGUACACAAGCGUAAAGGUCCGCUUAAGCUCUAGUAGCUGUAUUGAAACUAUGUCUCAGCUUUUAAUUACUGAAACACACAUUGGUCUGGUGCAGGAAGAUUUUGUCUUUGAUCCGAGCCCGCGCUCAGUCGCCAUCAGGCCCCGCCAUCAACAAUUUCGCAACUUGACUCUUCGUCAGCGCGCUAAUGUACGCUGCAUGGUGUUACAUGAUGAAGACAAGUGCGAAGUUGUCAGUCUGAAUCUAAUCUUUGCAAAUAUGAGGACCAGAGGUCACCCUGAAAGUGUGACGAAAGUAGCCACCCCGCCCGUGCUUGCUUCAAAUUCAUUUCCAGAGGCAGAGGUGUGGAAAUUAACUUUCACUUGCUCCACUGAGGCAGCAUGCCUGAUUAAUUAUUUGUCAAAUGUCUGA
Hippocampus zosterae (dwarf seahorse) is the source of this 681-nucleotide messenger RNA. RefSeq names its product kinesin family member 16Bb (gene kif16bb). The record is from RefSeq and is a predicted model, not a curated record. Lineage: Eukaryota; Metazoa; Chordata; Actinopteri; Syngnathiformes; Syngnathidae.